AUGGAUCAAGAAUACGAUUGCAUCAUUCUCGGCACUGGACUAAAAGAAUGCAUAUUGAGUGGAUUGUUGUCUCACAGUGGCAAAAAAGUUUUGCACAUGGAUCGAAACAACUACUAUGGCGGCGAAAGCACUUCUAUGCAUCCUUUAGAAAAGCUCUUCGAAAAGUUCAACCUCACAGCUCCACCUGCUGAGAAAUUCGGCGAUGGUCGUUCUUGGAAUGUGGACUUAGUUCCGAAGUUUCUGAUGGCCCACGGUGGCCUUGUCAAGUUGCUGAUACAUUCUCAGGUGACAAAAUACUUGGAGUUCAAGCAGAUCGAAGGAAGCUAUGUUUUUAAAGGUGGCAAUGUCUACAAGGUUCCUGCCGACGAGAAAGAAGCCUUGUCAUCGCCUCUGAUGGGGAUCUUCGAGAAGCGGAGAUUUCGGAAUUUCCUUCUAUUUGCUACAAAAUACAGCUUUGAUGAUCCGAAAACAUGGCAGGGAACUGAUCCAAAGACGACCACCAUGCGAGAAGUCUUUCAAAAAUUUGGGCUUGAUCAAAACACUCAAGAUUUCACAGGCCAUGCCAUCGCUCUUUUCCUUAACGAUGACUACAUAGACCAGCCCUGUGAGGAAACAAUCCGCCGUAUUCAACUGUACUACGACUCUCUGUCCAGCUAUGGAAAAAGUCCUUAUUUGUAUCCUCUCUACGGACUGGGCGAGUUACCGCAAGGUUUUGCAAGGCUCUCUGCAGUCUAUGGGGGCACUUAUAUGCUAGACAAACCCGUAGACGAGAUUGUCAUGGAGGAAGGUUCGGUCGCGGGAGUCAAGUCACAAGGUGAAAUCGCCAAAACGAAGAUUGUGAUCGCUGAUCCUUCAUACUUUCCCGAAAGAGUUAAAAAAGUCGGACAAGUUGUUCGCUGUAUCUGUCUGUUAUCCCACCCAGUACAGAAAGCUGGUAAUUCAAAUUCUUUUCAGCUGAUCAUUCCACAAAAUCAAGUCGGUAGGAAAUCUGGUAAGUUUAAGUGUCGUAUGAUUGUCAAUCAAUUUUAUUUGAAUUGAUUUUUCUUCACCUGCAGUUCUUGACAAGAGGUAAUGUACUAGUUAAGCGAUGAUAAAGUGGAAAGUAGGGUAAAAUAAUAUUUUUCUUUGGAAAAUUGUAAAAGUUCCCCCGGAUUUCCAUGAAAAAUUUCUUGUCUUGAUCAACAUUUCAAUUUAAUCGGGAUCAAAGUACUAAACAACAGCAUAGACUUGAAUAUUUUUUCAACUAGUCAAUCUGUUGACAGUGACUUCAUUGACGACAAAAUUUACUUUUAAUAUUCGCUGAUUAUAAACAUUUACUAAAAAACAUAGAAAUUGCUCUGUUUGUACAACAAAAAAUUGAGAAAAAAUUUUGUUUUAAUCAAACAUGGUAGAUAUGAUUUUGCCCCUCUUUAAAUUUCAAAUGUGUGCAUAUGGUUUUAAUAUUAAUGAACUACAUGCACCUGCUCACAUUUAAUGGCAUACAUUUGGUGAUUUUUUGCUUUCUUGUUCUUUUGUAUUCAACAGGCCUUUUCUUAAAUAUCUUAAAGAAGCUUUUUUCACUUUAUAUUCACCUUUCAGAGAUCAUCUUUCCAAGCUCAAAAAAGCUUUUAGCCACUGAAGCUCUUACCAUGAUCCUUAAUAUUUUUUCCUGACAAAUGUAUUAUAACAAUCAGGGCUGGGCUGUUCAAACCUGGGUUAAGAUAAUCCAGGGUUUAUAGCGGAGCUCCUUGCGUGCGAGCGGAGCACUAUCGCUAAGAAAAUUGGGUAAUCUAUCCAUCCAAGAAAAUUUGGUUAUGACUUCAGGGUAAGACCAAUCUAAAUAAUAUUUCUUUAAACUUUCAUUAACGGACCAUGAAAUGAACUUUCUUUGCUUCCAAACUAAAGUUGUUUUUUCUUUGCAGAUAUCUAUGUGUCUUGUAUGUCUCAUACAAAUCAAGUUGCUGCAAAAGGCAAAUUCUUGGCUAUUAUCAGCACAACAGUGGAAACCUCCAAUCCUGAGGACGAGUUAAAGGCAGGGUUGGAUCUGCUUGGUAGUUAUGAUAAGAAGUUUGUGUGGGUCAGUGACCUGUAUGAACCUGUAGAUGAUGGAAAGGAGAGUAAGGUGAGAAAUAUUCAAAUAUAAUAUCAGCUUUGACAUCAAGAUACAGUGAAACCUCUAUUAAGCAGACAUUGUCAGGACCAUCCCAAGUGUCCCCUUAAUAGAGGUUGUAAAAAUUGCAUUUGUUAAUGAUCAGCAUUCAAUGGUUACUCUGUACUGUGAUAAAGUUGCAUGUUGUUUAAGAAACUAUCCAGAGUUCAAGUUCGUUAUCUUUCAUUACCAACUUUAAUUUGUUGUAAAUGCAAAAAUAUUAAUUGACUUCAGUCCGUAUUUCAAGGACAUAAUCCAACACUGCUAUUGUCAAUUCAGUCCGGUGUCCGCUUAAUAAUUGAGGUUUUUAACAAUAGAAAUUAGCCAAAUGCACCUUAUUUUAGUGUCCACAUCCGCUUAAUAGAGGUGUCCGCCGAAUAGGGGUUCAUUAUAAAGGAGAAAUAUCAGGCGUUCAUUUCGGGACCAGGCUUAGUGUCCGCUUAAUAGAGGUUUCACUGUAGUCUGUUAGCAGUCCAUCAGGACUGUUACUCAGGCAAGGGAUGGGAGCUUAAGCAACAAUGAUGACAACAGCAGUGAAAAUGUCACUGAGAAAAUGAAUUUAAAUAAUAUUUCAAUCUUUAUUGCAUCUAUUCAGACCUGCGCAAUAUACUCAUGGAGUUGAAUGCUUAAUAACUCUAUCCAGGUUGAAAAGAGAGAGUGGAAUUCAGUGCCACUAUCCAUCCUCCAUAAAAAGGUGCAUAAAGAAGUUUCACCUCAGUUUUUCACCUGGCACCUAUUUAUGUGGGAAAUCCAUUGUGACUUAAAAACAUCACUUGGUGAAGAAACUCUAGAUCUAAGCUAUAACCAUGUUUGAUAUUUUGCUGCAAGUUCAAGUUAAUUUCCCUGUGUAACCUCGGCAUAAUUCUAUCUUUAAUACCCUGUAUAACUUGAUACGUUUUUACUGCUAUUUUCUUUUUAGAUUUUCAUUUCCAAGUCGUACGAUGCCACCACCCAUUUUGAGACAUGCUGUGAAGAUAUCAUGGAUAUGUAUGAAAGGAUCGUGGGAGAAAAAUUAGACCUUUCUUCCCUAUCUCAUCAUCUUAAUUCUGAUGAAUAGAACAGGGUUAAUUUUUUACCGUUUGUUUUUCACCAGUCCCAGCAUUUACAUUUGGAUACAACUAUGCACUGGAUAAAGAAGUUAUAAUUAGUUUUCCAAUGAUCAGGGUCCUUCAGGGGGUCAUCACAGAAGAGAUGGCUACAUGUACUCAAAAAAACACUUUUGCUUGAUAAAAACAAACAAAUUAAUGCUUCUAAAAUUUUAAAAUAAGGCAAAUGGGGGUAGACAAAGGGGCCAUCCUUGUGGCCGAAACGUUUUCCUUGGUUGCUCAAAGUGCACACUGAAAUCAAUGCACUUUCAAGGCCCAAGGGAAGUCACUGGACUCCCCCAGUGGAAAGAGGGUGGCCCUCUUCUUUACCCACCAGCACACAACACGGUGCUGUGUGAAAGGCAUUCUGCACCUUUUGUUCUAACCUGUUUUCAGUCUCCUGCCUACAUCUUUUCUCUUUCUACCUAAAAUUUUUUGGAGAGCCAUGCAUUUAUCGAUUAGAUGCUGAUUUUUCCAGUGAAUAGCCACAGGGAC
Porites evermanni is the source of this 3708-nucleotide messenger RNA. The record is from the annotation of a GenBank genome assembly. Lineage: Eukaryota; Metazoa; Cnidaria; Anthozoa; Scleractinia; Poritidae.